This is a messenger RNA of Marchantia polymorpha subsp. ruderalis, 869 nucleotides long. NCBI's taxonomy places the organism in Eukaryota, Viridiplantae, Streptophyta, Marchantiopsida, Marchantiales, Marchantiaceae. The record is from the annotation of a GenBank genome assembly.
UCGCCGCGGCGUGGUGUUGGCAACGCAGGCCGCACUUUGGUCGAGCUGGAGGCGAAUUACGAGGACGGGUCGUGAGAAGAUUGUGCCAAGACAACAUGAAGCGCACCUGAAUUUAUGGCGACCCGGGAGGAGAAAGAAGCAGCUCUUCAGAAGCAUCAGUUCGAAGUUCUUCUGAAGAAAAUUCAGUCGGAAGCCACUCUCGGUAGAGUCCGGAAUUUGCACCCCGGCAGACGACACAAGCUCAAACAUAAAUUGGAGAAAACUUACGAGGAGAAACUCUCCGAACCCCCGGACCAAAAGAAAGAGCCGCCUGAAAUGCUCUGGAAAGUGUACGAUGAAAAGGAAGAGAUCAAAAGGGCAGAGAAGAUGAAGAGGGUGCGAGCAUUAGCAGGAAAAUAGCGUCCGCCAUAGCUGCAGAGAAUGCGUGCCACCAAUCGAAAGGUCGUUCUGGGUCUGGAUGCUCCUUGACAGAGUAGACAAAGACCAUGACUCGGUAUGGGUACAGAGAAGACACCACCCUACUCGAGCUCCACUCACAUAGAAUGAUCGUUAGGGUUUCCUACUGCGGUUCGAAGCAGUAUGCUUCAUAAGAGCAAGCUUUACUGGAGAAUCUCUGAACGCAAUUCCAUGUGGCCCCAGUGACGAAGGGUAGAUGAUGUUGGUGAUGUAUUUGGAGGUGAAGGAGUGUGACACAAUCGCGCAUGGAACUGCGGGUGCGCUCAUUUCUCAAGUUUCUGUUCAGCCAGAUGAUAUUUCAGAUUGUGGAUGCUUCCGUCGAAGCAGUUUCAGAGGAUCUGCUGCGAAACGUAGAACGCAAGAGAAUGCACUGAAUUACAGGAAUACUGAGAAAUCACAGGGACGUAGAGAAG